This is a messenger RNA of Ciona intestinalis (vase tunicate), 1793 nucleotides long. RefSeq names its product 4-galactosyl-N-acetylglucosaminide 3-alpha-L-fucosyltransferase FUT5-like. Gene Ontology annotation, cellular component: membrane. The record is from RefSeq and is a predicted model, not a curated record. NCBI's taxonomy places the organism in Eukaryota, Metazoa, Chordata, Ascidiacea, Phlebobranchia, Cionidae. Gene Ontology annotation, molecular function: alpha-(1->3)-fucosyltransferase activity.
UGGGCUGUCAAUAGGAUUUAGGCCAGAGUUUUAUAUUACCCCGGCCGGGCAGUAAGACAGGUACAACUACAUCAGUCUGUUUGUAAGAUGCUUUCAACUAACUUUUGUCAUCGUAAUUAUAAUUAUAAGCGACUUCAUAUCUAAAACAUAUAGGUUAUUUCAACAAGCUGUUAUGUUUUAAAUACACAAUCUAAAUACACAAUCAGUGGUAAAAACACAGCAGGUUCAUAACAAACCGUAAGUGAGCGAAGCCCCAUAGAUGAUCGUCUUUAUUUCAAGUGUAGGCAAGCCAAAUACCUCUUUUACGAAAGCGAAGUACUAUAAAGAGAGACACCUUUAAUUAUCAAGGAAUUUAUUUAUUUUUUUUAUUAACAUACCUCAUGUAACGCUACAAUGUACCAAGCAGUCUUUAUUAAUUCUUUUUGUUGUAUUGCCAGCAGCUCUGUGAUAAGCUCAUAAUAAUGUCACUGCUUUCCAGUAGCAUGAUGUGUGACUGUCUUUGUCGUGGAAGGGUUAACAACAAAGGCCUUAUAGUUGCGCUGCUAUUUGCAUGGAUUUUAAGUGGUACGUUUCUGAUGCUGACUUGGAAUGAAAUGCCGGGACAACAGAAUGAAGUGCGAUUUAUAUUUCAAAACUUCAACCGUCCACCAACACUUCGCAAGGAGUUUCAAAAACCGGGCUAUCAAUUGGGCAAACAUGCCGUUGUUAAUAAAAAUGUCAGCAAAACCCCACAAACUACCAAAACGGAGCAAAAACAUUACACCCCUUGUGUUAUACUAAUUUGGACAAUAGAAAGAAAUGAAAUUGAGGAAGGCUGGCCCAAAGAAAACUUGACUUUGAACAGGAACUGCCGAAUAACAUACAAACACAAUGCUGUGUAUUCAGCACAUAUAAUUGUGUUUCAUCAAAAAAUAAUGCAUUCGAUUCUGCCAUGGAAACACAGCCGCAAACGUUCACAGCGAUUUGUAUGGUGGUCAGAUGAAAAUCCGUGGGACUUGAAACAUUUUGGUCAAAGAUAUCCACGAAAAUUUGGCAACUUCUUCAACCUUACAAUGACCUACCGCACAGAUUCAGAUGUUUUCUUUCCAAUAUGGAGAAAGGAAUCAUUGUUCAAUGAAGUUGCGAAACAUCCCAAAUCGGUUGACGAAAUCACACGCCCCAAAACUUUGUUAGCGAUAUGGACGGCUGAUGACUGUAAACCAAGUCGCGGAAAUCAAAUUCGAAUGAAGUACGCAGUUGCUUUGGUAAAAGCUGGUUUGAGUUUCACCAAGACUGGUAUCUGCUUUAACAAAGACGACAAGGUUGAUCUAAAUCCUUAUAUGUUUUACCUUGUUCUGGUCGAUGGCUACCAUUGUAAGGAUUAUUUGCACGAAAAGAUAUGGCAUGCGCUGGUGAAAGGAUUAGUGCCGGUAAUAUUCGGGCCUUACAGAGACGACGUUUUAAACCAACUGCCCCACCAUUCGUUUAUACACGCGGAAGAUUUCCGGACGACGAGGGCGCUGGUCGACCAUAUGCAUGUUGUGGCGCUGAACAAGACUUUAUAUAAGGAAUAUUUCAUUUGGCGUGAAAGCCGCGACAUUGAGUUAGAUGAUGCGGUAAUUCAUUCCCAUCAUCCUAACUUGAAACUUAGGUCACAGGAGGCGACCGGUUGGAGUCGGCUUUGUGAGAAAUUUCGUGAGAUGGAAGCAAAGAAUCAAACACAAGUUAUACGAUCUUUGGAAGACUUCGUGUUCAACACUGAGUCUAAACACUGUAUGGGGCCAAACGACAAACUAGUUACUUAAAAGUUUAUA